Molecule: messenger RNA, 3190 nt
Organism: Pecten maximus
Lineage: Eukaryota; Metazoa; Mollusca; Bivalvia; Pectinida; Pectinidae
Product: protein FAM166B-like
Exons: 7
Coding region: 105-1016 (303 amino acids)
Source: RefSeq, a predicted model, not a curated record
GAGGCGCCCUAGACGACCGAGGGCCGUAUCCAAACAAGUGUCGUUAUAUACGUGUAUAGAUAGGAUAUCGAACUGGGGAUACCUGUCUCAGCCACAGCAGUAAUAUGACAACUAUAGCUUGCGGAGGGGGACCCUCCCUGGACCAGAGGCGAGCGUUCGCCGCCCUCAGGGAUGGGACACAUGUACCUGGGUACAGGGGAUAUUGCCCACAAAUCAAAUACAGGGUUGGCAAAACAUAUGGAACGGAUACCCACAUCCUAGCAGGGGAAGUCCAGCACAGACAUCCUGCUUCCGUGCUUGCAGCAACGAUUCCAGCCCCUCCCAAACAACUCCCAGACGCAACCGGAGACAACAAAUAUACCAAGAAUAUGGUCCCUGGCUAUACAGGUUAUAUACCAAGGAUUCCUUUUAAAUUUGGUAAUACAUACAAAGAGGACUGUGAUUACUGCAUAGAUGAACAUUUGACAAAUAGGAAAGGUUAUGACCUAAAACAGGCCGACCUUCGACAGCAAAUAAAUGGCCAUCCAAGGCUUACUGCAAUAUCAUAUGAUCCUGAAGUCAAGGAGAGGCUCAACAUGUACAGGGAUACACAUCCUACAAAAUCCAUCUUAGUCGAGGAUAAGAGAGGACUAACAGAGCCCCCUAUUCCUGGUUACCGUGGCUACAUCCCCAGAAUUAAAGCAACAGAAAUGGGUUUGGGCAGCCGUUACAACCAGACGACUAAGAAGGGCUUAGAACUGUUUGUACAAGAGACAGCAGCCAAUGCGGCACGAAGCACAGGCAAAUUGCCUCAGUCACUAUCAACGGUUUCACACCAGACAUUGAAGAGUGCGCCUCCCAGCUUUAACAGACGUCUAUAUGUCAAUGAUGGCAUGAUCCCCAAAUACACAGGAUAUAUACCUCAUCGAAGAUUUGUGUUUGGAAAUACAUACGGAGACACAACAAGAUCUUUAAAUGUGUGCAGUCAUCCGAGUCAGUCAUACGGGGACUUCCUCCGCUCAAAAACCACACUGUAAUAAUCAUAACACCAUGCCCGUCAUCAGCUUACAGUUGAAAAAGAGAAGAAAAAAAACAUUAAGAAUUUAUGUCUUAGUAGACCUUUGACCUCUAACUGUGAUAUAUACCAUACUCAGUAUGACAUUUUUCUGAGGAGAGCCCAGUUUACACGACGCCACUGAGUGCCUCUGUCAGGAACCUAGAGAAAGACAACUAUUUAGGACCUACGAAACAUUGGCAUCUGCUGGACCAAGCAGCUGCAUGUCUUGUUCAGAGUAUUGUUAACCCAAGCAAAAGCUGUGUUGUCUUAAACUAUUGAGUGUUGGGCCUUUUUUCUGAUACCAACAAAAGUGGACCUGUUGGAUUAGAUUUCACUGAUGGUAAUACAACAUUGUACCGUAGUAGAAUUAUCUGUUAUUAAGGGACCAUCGGUAAGAAGGUGUAAUUUUAUUUUUUCAAUAUCAUAUAUAUCUCGAACAUCCUGACAAUGAACAUAGUGAAAUAAUAAUUGGAUGUUUCAAAUAUAAACGAUUGGCCCAUCAUGACAGUAUACUGUAUUUGACCGAAGGCCUAGGACAGUGUUUCUGUGUAUGACUGCUUUACAUGUAACUGUUAUGUCCACUGCCUAUAAAUGUUCACAUGGUAUGUCUGGGGUUCAAGAUGAUAAAUUGUUGAUAUGAGUGUCCGGAAAUUGUACCAUCCUUUAAAUAUGUCCACUACAUGCAAGUCAUCUCAUGAGUCAAUUGAAGGUCAUCAAUGAUGAUUUUGUCAUCUCAAAGUGUUACGUAAAGAACAUUGAUGAUGAUUUUGUGGGUGGAUGUUAAAGAAUUAAAAAAAAAAAUAGAAUCAUUACAUCACUAAAGACAAAUUCCAAAGUAAGAUAUAAAAUUACAGUUUUAUAACUGAAGCAUACUUGUGGUGUAGGACACUGGACCUGCUGAACACUAUACUUUCUUAUAUUUAACAUAGAACCAUGUAUAUUUACUAAUGUUGCUGUAUAUAGAUGUAGAAUUUAUUGUAUUUUUAAUAAAUGUUAAAAUAUACAAAAUAUCAUUUCAGUAUUAUCUCGUAUGUUGUCAGUAUAUAAUGUACCUCUAUUUAUCCUUGCUAUCAUUACCACAUUCUACACAAAUCUUUUGAGUUUUGAGGUAUUUCCCUCAAAUCUCAAAAUACCCGGUACUUUGAAAUCAUAGAUACUGUGUAUGGUAUAUUGAUUCUGUCUCAUAAAAUAUUGGUAAUUUUCACUAAAAUUGAUUUCUUUUUUCCCCUCUUCAUUGUUAUUACAUUCAAUGUAACAAAAUUUAAAUUCAAUUAUAAAGUAGUUUAAAAAUAACCUUUAAAUAAAGAAGAACUGAUAUAUUUUACAUGGUUAACCAGAAUCACAAAUAACAAUUAGAUACAAUGUAUAUUAAAAUAGUAGAAACACUAGGAAUAGACUACUAUUCAUUUUUAUUCUGCACAUGUCAUACAACUUUAUGUUACAUCUUUUAUAUCGAAAUUUAUUUUAGAAAUAUUUAAUACAAAUUUCAAGAUUGAAAAGUGAUACAGGCAGAUAGCCAUCUUAUUGUUGUUUUGCUUUGGUUUUUCGUUUCUGAUAUUUUAUAUAGAUAUAGAUAUAUACUGUAGUAAUAACUGGCUCAAUUCAGUGUUAAUUUAUUGAUUUUUUUUUUAAACAUAUUUUAUUGUGUCGUGCCAACCUAGCUAAAUGUAUUGCUUGAAGGAGACAAACACAAAGAAUUUGUUAUAUUUUAGCAUACAGAGGUCACUAUGAUAUAUUAGUGCAUCAUGUAGUGGAUUUUUUUAUUUAAAAGGAGUUGAAUCUGAUCUAUAGAAUAGUAGAACCAUUACUUUCCAGUGACUAGAGCCCAGUAGACAGACUUUUCCAUACUUAUACCUUCAUUUUCACUAAAUAUUAGUUUUACCUAUCCAUAAUGAUGUAUGUAUACACGUGGUAAUUUAAGGUUGUGAUAUGUAAUUGGGCUGGGACAAUGUAUUGGAAAACAUAAAACAUACCCUCUAAUCAAAAUAAUGGGACUAAAGGGAAGUAACUCUUACAUCACAACAACAGAGUUGUAUCAUGCUGUAAUUUUCCUAUUUAAAAGUGCAUAGUUCAUAAUUUUGGUUCUUCUACAACAUUCUCAUCAAGGUUAUAUAUGAUAUUCCUUUGAAAUUAAAAGCAUUAUUGUAAAAUUCA